AUGACGGACAAGCAGCACUGGCUACCCAUCACGCAGGAGAAUAUCCAGAAGGCCCAUUCUCUGGUGAAGCCGUACAUCUACGAAACACCCGUCCUCACCUGCAAGACCCUCAACUCCCUUGCCUCCACGCCGCAGACCCCUGAUGCCUUGAAAGGAACCCCGUUCGAGGGCCAGCAGCCGGCUCGCCCAAAGAUCAACUUCUUCUUCAAAUGCGAGAACUUCCAGCGUAUUGGCGCGUUCAAGGUGCGCGGGGCGUUUCAUUCGAUUCUGCGUGUGAUUCAGACCAAGGGAAACCAUGCGCAGGCCGUAGCUCUCGCCGCAUCGACUCUCUCUAUCCCGGCGUACAUCAUCAUGCCGUCGAUAUCUCUUCCAUCCAAGAUAGAAGCUACCAAGGGCUACGGUGGGAAGGUUAUCUUUUCUGGCUCCACAAGCGACGAGCGUGAGGCAGUCGUACGUAAGGCCCAGGAGGAGACCGGUGCCAUUUUGAUCCAUCCGUACGAUCACCCAGACACGGUACUUGGCCAGGGGACGGCCGGCCUCGAGCUAGAGGCGCAGGUUAACAAGCUCGUGUCUGAAACUCCAGGGCUGAGUGUCCGUCUAGGCAAGGAUGGAAAGGGAUGUGGCCUGGACGCGGUCAUCACGCCUCUCGGCGGAGGAGGGCUGAAUUCCGGAACGGCUUCGUUCUUUGCUGAGCCGCGGGAGAACGGUAAGAAGAUAUACGUCUUCGGUGCUGAACCAUCAUUCCAAGGUGCAGAUGAUGCUCGUCGUGGACUCAAGGCCGGUGAAAGAAUCCCAGCUGUCAAGUCACUUACCAUCGCUGAUGGGCUGAGAACCCCCAUGGGCGAGAUCGCAUUCAGCAUCCUCUCCGACUCUAGCAAGUCUCGUGGCGUGUUUAGCGUGACAGAGGAGCAGAUCAAGAGUGUCAUGAAGCUGGUUGUUGAGAGAAUGAAGAUAGUUAUCGAGCCUAGUGCGGCCGUUCCCCUGGCCGUCUGCCUCUUUGACGAAGAGUUCAGACAGAUUGUCGAACGCGAAGCUGGCGAAGACGGCUGGAACGUUGGGGUCAUCUUCUCAGGAGGAAAUACUACUAUAGAAGCCAUGUCGCAGCUGUUCGCUACAUCUAGUUCAUAG
Messenger RNA from Arthroderma uncinatum, 1128 nucleotides. Its product is annotated as threo-3-hydroxyaspartate ammonia-lyase. Gene Ontology annotation, molecular function: threonine racemase activity; D-serine ammonia-lyase activity; pyridoxal phosphate binding. The record is from RefSeq and is a predicted model, not a curated record. Gene Ontology annotation, biological process: D-serine biosynthetic process; pyruvate biosynthetic process; L-serine metabolic process. NCBI's taxonomy places the organism in Eukaryota, Fungi, Ascomycota, Eurotiomycetes, Onygenales, Arthrodermataceae. The transcript is spliced from 2 exons. The coding region runs from base 1 to 1128 and encodes 375 amino acids.